This is a messenger RNA of Oncorhynchus kisutch (coho salmon), 616 nucleotides long. RefSeq names its product threonylcarbamoyladenosine tRNA methylthiotransferase-like. Gene Ontology annotation, cellular component: endoplasmic reticulum. Lineage: Eukaryota; Metazoa; Chordata; Actinopteri; Salmoniformes; Salmonidae. The transcript is spliced from 6 exons. Gene Ontology annotation, molecular function: tRNA (N(6)-L-threonylcarbamoyladenosine(37)-C(2))-methylthiotransferase activity; 4 iron, 4 sulfur cluster binding. Gene Ontology annotation, biological process: tRNA methylthiolation. The coding region runs from base 1 to 612 and encodes 203 amino acids. The record is from RefSeq and is a predicted model, not a curated record.
AUGAAAUUCCUCAGUGUCCGUGUGCCAAUAGUGUGUCCUGCAGUAACAGAGGACCCCGCGGAGGCUGAUCUGUGGCUGCUCAACAGCUGCACUGUGAAAAACCCGGCCGAAGAUCACUUCAGAAACUCCAUCAAGAAGGCCCAGGAGCAGGAUAAGAAGGUGGUGGUAGCUGGAUGUGUUCCCCAGGCCCAGCCCAGGAUGGACUACCUUAAAGGACUCAGCAUCAUCGGGGUUCAGCAGAUUGACCGUGUGGUGGAGGUGGUGGACGAGGCUGUUAAAGGUCACUCGGUGCGUCUGCUGGGUCAGAAGAAGGACAACGGGAAGCGUCUCGGUGGAGCCAGACUGGAUCUGCCCAAGAUUAGAAAGAACCCUCUGAUAGAGAUCAUUUCAAUCAAUACAGGUUGUCUGAAUGCCUGUACGUACUGUAAAACCAAGCAUGCCAGAGGAGACCUGGCCAGCUACCCUGUGGAGGAACUCGUGGAGAGAGCCAGACAGUCCUUCCAAGGUGAGUCUACAGCCGACCAAUCACGCUGCUGCUGCUCCAGGUUCACUGACUCCUUUAACCACCUUCUUUUACUAACUACCAACUCUUUGUUGGAGAUGGGGAUCUAGUGGG